Messenger RNA from Jaculus jaculus (lesser Egyptian jerboa), 777 nucleotides. RefSeq names its product bisphosphoglycerate mutase-like. NCBI's taxonomy places the organism in Eukaryota, Metazoa, Chordata, Mammalia, Rodentia, Dipodidae. The record is from RefSeq and is a predicted model, not a curated record. Gene Ontology annotation, biological process: glycolytic process. Bases 1 to 777 code for a protein of 258 amino acids. The transcript has a single exon. Gene Ontology annotation, molecular function: intramolecular phosphotransferase activity.
AUGUCCAAGUACAAACUUAUCAUAUUAAGACAUGGAGAGGGUUCUUGGAAUAAAGAAAACCGAUUUUACAGCUGGGUAGAUCAGAAACUUAACAGUGACGGCUUGGAGGAAGCUCAGAACUGUGGCAAACAGCUCAAAGCCCUAAAUUUUGAGUUUGAUCUUGUCUUCACUUCUGUCCCUAACCGGUUCAUCCACACAGCCUGGCUUAUACUGGAAGAGCUAGGGCAGGAGUGGAUGCCUGUGGAAAGCUCCUGGCAUCUGAAUGAGCAUCUCUAUGGAGCCUCGAUUGGUCUCAACUGGGAGACAAUGGCUUUGAAUCAUGAUGAAGAGCAAGUGAGAAUCUGGAGAAGGAGCUACAAUGUGACCCUGCCUCCCACUGGGGAGUCUCAUCCCUACUGCCAUGAAAUCAGUGACAGCAGGUAUAAAGUGUGUGGUGUGACCUUAGAUCAGCUGCUACGCUCAGAAAUCUUAAAGGAAGUUCUGGAAAGACUCCUUCCCUACUGGAAUGAAAGGAUUGCUCCUGAAGUGCUGAAGGGGAAAAUUGUUGUGAUAUCUGCCCAUGGGAAUAGCAGCAGAGCCCUCCUGAAACGUCUGGAAGGUAUCUCCAAUGAAGACAUCAUCAACAUCACUCUUCCCACUGGAGUCCCGAUUCUGCUGGAGUUGGAUGAGAACCUGCAUGCCCUUGGGCCUCACCAGUUCCUGGGUGACCAGGAGGCCAUCCGAGUGGCCAUCAAGAAAGUGGAGGAUCAAGGAAAAGUGAAACAAGUCAAAAAAUAA